UUCCUUAUGAAGUUGAUUCAAAAUAAAAAUGUUCUAAACGAAUAAAAUCUUGAAAGGAUACGCAAGUUUUCAAAGCCGGAUAAUUACACAUUUUUUUUUUAAUUUCGAAAACUUAUUGUGAUAAUUUCGAGUACUAUGUGGCUUCAAGUAUAAGUAAUUACGAAAACGGUUAUAUAAUGUAGAUACAGGAAAUACUUAUUAAUCUCAUCAAUUAUAAUCUGGUAAAAAGUAUUUAAUAUACUUAAAUCUUAUUGACGUUUGAAAAAUAUUACUGUUUUGGCUAUUCAAUUUUUUUACCUCACAUUAUUAAGCUUUACGAACGAAUUUAGAAACUAGAAAAAAAGUUUGAUUUAAUGAAGCCAAUGAAACAAUGAGUCUUAUUUCAGUGUAUAAAAACAAAGAACAUUAUUGAUACAAAAUUAGUUUAAAAGCAUAAACGAAGCAUGGAUUCACAAUACUCAUUUGCAACUGAUACAGACGAGAAUUACGAAGUGUUGAAAAGAUAUGAUAGUAUAAAAUUAUCACCAGUGAACAAUGCAUCAUUAAGAGAUGAUAAAAGUAAUGCAAGCAAAAGUGACAUGUAUAUAACCCCCGUGUUAGACAAAGCACAAUCACGUGAAAUAGAAUUAAUAGAAAAACGCCCAGCAAAACAUCAAUCAUCAAAUUCGGAUAUUAUAAUUGGAGGCUACCUAUCUUUUCCAUCGGCAGAGAUAGGCACAAGCGAAAAUACUUUUAAUGACCUUGCAUCAUUAGCAAGCAAAGUAAACACGUAUGAGGAGUUGAAUAAGUCCGCAGCAGACACAAGAGAUGAUGACGUGUACGCAACAAUAAACAACGAAAACGUUUUGGAUAGUGAAAACUCGAACCUAGCUAACUCUAUUAGGCAAAGGCCGUAUAAGCGAACAAAGACUCGACCAAAUGAUGGAAAUGGACAAAGGCGGAAAUGCGGGAAAAGGAUUUUUGUUGUGGGACUUGUUGUAAUGUUAGUGAUAAUCACAAUUUCAUCAGUGGCUACUACAAUUUUUAUUUUUACGUCAAAAGAUCAAGGACAUUCUGCAACAGGGAAUGACGUAACAUCCGUCGAGUCUAGUAAUACGGGUUUGACCGAUUCAAUAUCAACAAAGCCCUUCUCGACGUCGAUCCCAACAACAUCAACAACUAAGUUAGCCCCAGAACGUACAGGAUCCGUAUCAUUUACACAGACUAUGUAUAUAUUUCACGAGGGUGGGACUGAACAUAUUACCUGCGAAGUGAAAGAUUAUCUGCACUGGCAAACAAUUACAUUAGCAAAAGAAUAUCAAGAUGAUCGUGGUCUCAUCACUACAAUUUUUAUGAUCUCUAAUACCUCUGGAUCCGUUACUUAUUCAAAACUGGAUACCAACUACACUGUCAACUAUACGCUGGAAGAUGAUGGAGUUUCCAUUUCACUGAAAUUCAGAAUCGUUACCUGUGACAAUGAAGGGCUGUAUACAUGUGCUGCCAUCGAAGGUGACCCUCAAAAUGUUACAGUAAACAAGUCCUCUAGCACAAUCGUAAAUAUCUCAUGCAUAGACUGUGGAUUUCAUGAACUUAUCACUAACACGUACGUGGUGGACCAAAAUGGAAAAACAACAUUUAAUUCGUCACUGUCUGUUACAUGCGUAGACGGUUUAGAACUUACGAAUGUAUCGGUGAAUGUGGUGACCUGUGAAGCUGAUGGAAGUUGGCACGGAGAACCAGACUGUGCAAUUCCUGGAUCCGUAUCAUUUACACAAACUGUGUAUACAUUUGAUGAGGGAGACACUGGACGUAUUACCUGCGAAGUGAAAGAUAAUCCACGCUGGCAAACAGUAUUAUUAGCAAAAGAAUAUCAAGACGAUAGUGGGCUCAUCACUCCUAUUUUUAUGAUCUCUAAUGCCACUGGAUCCGUUACUUAUUCAACACUGGAUAUCAGCUACACUGUCGACUAUACGGUAAAAAAGGACAGAGUUUCGAUUUUACUGAAAUCCAAAACCGUUACUUGCGACAAUGAAGGGCUGUAUACAUGUGCUGCCGUUGUAGGUAAUCCUCAAAAUGCAACUAAAAUGAAGUCCGCUAGCACUGUCAUACAUAUAUCCUGUACAGACUGUGGAAUUUAUGAGCCUAUCAGUAACGAGUAUAUGGUAGACCAGAAUGGAAAAACAACGUACAAUUCAUCAUUGUCUGUGACUUGCAUGGACGGCCUAGAACUUACAAAUGAAUCGGUCAAAGUUGUGACGUGCAAAGCUGAUGGAAAAUGGCACGGUGUACCGGACUGCAAAAUUCCUGGGUCACUUUCAUUUACGGCAAACAGCUAUGCGUUCAAAGAGGGGACAUCCAGUAAUGUUACCUGUGAAAUGAAGGAUAACUCAAACUGGAAAACACUACUCAUUGGAAAGAUUGAUGAUAGAAAUGGUGACUCUGUCAGUCAGAUAUUUACGAUCUCCAAUGUAACUGGCUCUGUCGUAUAUUCUACCUUAGAUAACAACUAUAAUGCAAGCUACACACUAAAUAAAGAUGGUGCUUCGAUUUCACUGGAAUUUGACCCUGUGACAUGUGCCAGUGAAGGGAGAUACAUGUGUGCUGCAAUUGUAGAUGAACUGAAAAGUCCACUAGAAAUCAAUAAUAUCAGCACAACAGUUAAUAUAUCAACCGAGUCAAAAAUUCCAGAAAUAACCGUCCCGGACAAAAUAUACCUUGGUCGAGAAGCAAAAGUUAAGUGCACUGGUCUUAUUGGAAAAGGAAAAUCUGGUCUAAUUGAAGGACGACUUAUGCUUGAAACCAAUUUUGGGGAAAAUGGUAGCAAUGUAACUUACAACGGAUCAGAUACUCCGGAAGAGGUUGGUUGUUACUUCAAAGACUCGAUUUCAGUAAAGAUACCUACGACAACAGACACUUCAGACCUAUGGACACAGUGUGUGAUUCGACCUCUGCAUGGAAAUGACCUUUUGUCUGAAAAGAAGGAAAUUCAAAUUCUUACAUCUUUUGUUGUAUUUGGGAACUCCUCGUACAUAUUCAAUAUUGGCGAAAAAGCAUCGAUUACAUGUGACGUCCAGCAUAUGCCGGACUGGAAACGAAUAGAGAUAAGAAGGUCCGACGGAGAAGUUGUUAUUGGCGUAAAUAGUGCCGAUCAAUUACCAGACUCGAAUGGACCCCAUAUAAGAUUGGUGGCGGAUGAAAGCAAUUUUGCUAAUGAUGCAGCUACAUUAGAUGUUGUUUUCGACACCGUGAUGUGCAGUGAUGCAAUGGGAGAGGUGGGAGAUAUUAAUUACACGUGCGCAGUUAUGACUAGCAAUUUAACAACAGAGGAUCUCACUACAGUGAUAUAUCAAAGGAAACCGGAAGUGCCUAUUCUAGAAAUGUCACGGGAAAUAAUCGAAAACAAAUUCACGUUAGGGGACAGACUCUUUUACUGUAAGGGUGAUGUAGGAGACCCACCAGGGACUAUAGAAGUACAAAGUAAUUUUAAUGGAUCAUAUGAAACCUUCUUGGCACCAUUGCCUGGGAUUGAUAAUAAUACAAUUGGUUGGAUAGUAAGCAAUAAACCAGAUUCUUCCGAGUGUAAGAAUUACAAAACAAUAGGUUUCGCGUUUCACAAUGUAACCAUGGAUAUGCAGUACAAACGCUUAAGAUGCACAAUACAUCCUUCUGAUAAACUUACGGCCACCAUGGACGACUUGUUUGAUGAGAAACCAAUUAAUAUUGUUUCAGACGACAUAUGUGUUGGGAAAGCUGGCUAUGUAUCACAUCCAUACUUCUGUCAUCUCUUUGUGGAAUGUGAUAAAACGACAGAUGGUCACAUUGUUGGAGUUCCUGUGGGUUGCAGUGAAAGUGAAAAUGAAUGUUUUGACGAUGAGGUUGUCGAUGGCAAUCCUUGUGUGGAAUGUUCCUCUGUGGGCGGCUGCAACAUAACAGGUAUCAAGUGCGACAAAACAUACGCAGCCACAUACAAGGGGGAAAAUAUUUCAUUCACUUGUGAUACCAAAGACUUUGGUGAAGUUACACAUAUUUCAGUGAACAGUCACGCCGCAGCGGUAGUAAACGUGACAGGGAUGAUGAUACCAGUAAUCAAAUAUGUAGAUGUCAAAGUCAGCGAAGGUUCUGUCAGCCUCAGUUUUUCAAACGUAUCAUGUAACCAGGAAGGAGAAUACGUAAUCAGACUAAAUAGUCAAACAGACAUUACACAUUCUUUGGUUGUUAUUUCUCCUGCGUCUGAACCAAGCCUAAAUAAGCCAUCAAAAGUAAGACUAAAUGAGAGACUUGCAAUUAGUUGCAGUGGAGAUAUUGGUAGGGAUCAAUACGGAAACGCGGCAACGCACAUGUUUCUGGAAGUCAAAUUUGAGAACGAAUCCAUGUUUUCUAUUUACAACGAAAGCGUAGAACAAGAUCCGGCGGUCCUAGAAAACUGUCGGUAUACACAAACCGUUCGUUUGAUCUUCUAUCCUGAUGUUGGCUGGAACAAUUCUGAGGUCAGAUGUGCUGCUCGUAACGAAACUAAUGUGGUUCAGUCAUCAACAAUACAAUCCAUUAAAAUUGAUGGCCCCAAUACGUAUUUCGAAACUUCAAACUUAACAGGAGUCGUAGGUGAAUCUGUGAUACUCACAUGUAUUGUGGACGGCGUGGACGGUCUUACUGGCAUAACCAUCACGAAAGGAACAGAUAGAGCUAUUGUAGUAUCAUACCCAGGAAAUUAUAACAGCGAGAGUGUCACAGUUGUAACUGAAAAGAGUAAUCUGAAUUAUUCUUCCGGAGUUUUGAUAAUCAAUAUGACAGUUCAGUGUGGAGAUGACGGCGACUACUUCUGCACACCGAGUGGUUUAGGGAACCCUUCAGAAGCUGGUUCCGUUUUAUCUCUACAUUGGAAAGCCCUCGCACCAGUACUAGAUCCAUCAAGUGACAUGGUUGAAAACUCUGAUCCCUGGGUUGGGAUUGGAUUUGAAACUGUAUGUACCGGCGAACUCGGCUCUCAAAAUGCAUCUGUAUAUCUAGAAUCAAAUGCAGACGGACGGUUUAAGAAAAUUGAAUUACCGAUUUCUUCAGAAUAUAAGUUAAAUGAGUGUUCAAACUUUGCCACUAUAAAGUUUAACAACAAGUAUACAGCAGAUUGGAAUGGAACAGUUAUAAAAUGUGUUAUUGAAACGGAAGAGGAAAAGCUGAUGGAUGCCGAAUACGUUACAGUUGUUCCAGAAACGUUCUGUAAUGGUCAUGCAAAUGGUUUUCGAAUUCCUCAUCCAUUUGAUUGUCGAGCUUGGUUUAUGUGCGGAGGAAACAGAAAUAUUACUGCAUUUAGACCUAACAAAGACUGUCAAGUAGAUGAGUGCCUCGAUGAUUUAGACACGUUCAAAUGUAUUCCUUGUGACAGCGUUGGCAUAUGUCGACGGGAUCCAUUAGAGAAGGAGGAUAGUACUCCAACAAAUAUAUAUUUCACGAGCGAAUCUGAAACGGUACAGAUAGGUAACAGACUACAAGUUGAAUGCGUUCUUGAAGGCAGCUCGGCAGACUGGGGAGCAAUUCUAACUAGAAACUCAAAGGUAUUAGGCGAGGAACAUGUAUGCAAUGUCAGCAGUAGUGGCAUUGGCACAUGUAAUUUUAUGAAUAUAAAUGGCAUAGGAACAACAGAUGCAAACAACAGCCUGACAGCAGCUGUUACAAUCAACCCGGUUAAGUGUGAAGAUGAAGGAACAUAUUACUGCAAAUCUGUCUCUGACAGUUCUCUCCAAGCGUCAUUUACAUUAUCAGUGAUAAAGCCACCGAGUGGAGGAGUUCUGCUGUCACUUCCUAAGAGGAUGGUUUUAGGUCAAAUAGAAUUCAAUGAAAAAGUGACAUGUCAGGCAAAUGUCGGCUACCCGGCAGGUGAAAUUCGCAUUGAGUAUAGUAAUAACAAUUUCGAAUCGUACAACACAUACAGUCUUGGAAAUGCAGAACCACAAACAGACUCAGUAAAGGAAUGUUCUGUCAACAAAACAGUUGCCUACAAAGAACAUACCUUCACGGAAUCUUGGAAUAACACAGAUAUACGAUGUGCAGUCUAUAAUCACACUGACAUCACCGAACCAGCUUUAGUUUCGGAUGUACAGCGGAUUUUGUUGAUUGAGAAUGAUUGUCCGCCUACAGGGUUGUUGUAUUAUUACCAUCCAUUCAAUUGUCAUUACUACAUUUUAUGUUUUACUGGAGUAACAUUCAUCAAUGACUGUGGAAUAAACUGUCCAUAUAUUAAAAACACCACUCUGCUAGGUUGUAUGGUCUGUGAUUUUCCUGACUGCUAGAUAACAGACGAACUGUCACAUAUGAUUAUUGCACGUUUUACAAAGAACAAACAUAUAUUUUUAUGUUUUAUUACGUGAAGAAGUGUAUGAUAUAUAACAUGCACGCUGUUCUUAUAAUAUGAUAGAUGUGUGUUUUUAAAAUACUCAUGUAUAAACACACGCACGUACACAUGCACGUACAAAACUGUAUGCAAGCAUGCACAUAUACAUACACACCGUUGUAUUCGUGUCCGAUAGACAGUUAUCUCCUGUCUUACGUGUAAUUCCGAUCGUAACCUCCACUUCAAGGAGUGUUUGUCUCAGGCAUUUGUAUGAAUUUCAUUUCAACAAUGAAGCUAUAGUUAAUGUAUGUUCUGUUCCAUAAUAAGAUAUGUGACCAUGUGGUUUCCAAUAUGCCGCAUUUAUUUGAUACAUUAAGUACCUGAAAGGCGCACGAGCGUAGUUUGAUAACCAUAUAUAUAUACAUGUAUAUAGGUUAAUUUGUUUGUCUUGCCAUAAGGUGUAUUUAGUGUGAGUAUAAACUAAAUUGUUUCAUUUAUUUAGGCUGUAGGUACAAAAAUGUUCAUUAAAUGUGUAGGUAUCAAGAUCAUUCAUAUAUAUUGGUCAGUUUGUAGGUCUUGCCACAAGAAUUGUUGAAUGCGAGUAUGAACUAAAUCGGGUCACUAUUGCGAGCUAGGCAAUCUGGAUCGUACGGACGGGCGGACAAACAGACGAACGGACAGUUCAAUCGCUACAUGCCCGGGGGCAAAACAUAACUAUUCCUAGGUGACGCCACAUGCAAUAAAUUCGUCACAAGUUAUUGGGGAAAAACAACAAGAUAAAGUUAAAUAUUCCCGCUUGGGGAACUUAUUUCAUAACUGUUUAGCGGAUUGAUUGUUGAAUCCAUUGGCUUUAACAAAUUUUUUUACAUUAUUUCAGUUAUUCAAUGAACUAGUGUUCUGGAUUCCGCGACUGUUUAUAUACGUUCUAAACAUGUACCUGACAAGUGGAGGACAUAUAAAGCACUGUUUUCUCUCUAAAUAACGCGCAUGGGCAUUGAACACACGGCCAUUUCAUUUACAGUCUUGUGCCCAACCUAUUGGACAGGCUUGAUGUAGGAAUAGUGUCUAAUUUAUAAGCACUUUUAAUUAAAUACGGAUGUAAGGGAAUAACCACUUGACAAUAUGAGAAACAGAAUGUAUAAACAUUUAGCGUAAUACUAUUAAAAAUAGUAUUCUGAUUCAAAUUAUUCUUUAAAAAUUCAUUUGAUCAAACGGAUUCCGCUUUGAAGAUACUCCUAGUAUGAAUAUUUCGGUAUUGUUUUAGCUGAUUUGUUUAUGUUUAAUACCAUAUUUUAAAUUGUAAUGGUUAUGCAACGGCGGUCAGUUACCCUAACAUACGUUUAUGGAUUCUGCUCCAGUACUGAUUUGUUCUCCGCAUGCAAUUGCCAACUUCUCCACAUGACAGAUAGGUGAAGACUAUGGCCCAAACUUCACACACAUUUGAUUUCAAACUUUACACACGAAUGACUUAAUGCUUCACAUACAAAUGCUUUCUGUCUGAGCUAAACCUUUUUAGCGAACUGGGUGGAUUUGAUGUAUAAGCGAUCGAGGUUAUGCUAUAUUCACAUGGUUUUGAUUACAUUCUUGUACAGAUUUGCAUGCUAAAGAAUUGUACCUCAUAAUAGUAGCAAUUACAUGUAAUAAAGAUUCAGCUUGCACAUCACAAUUAUGUUGUAAUUUAUCAAAAUCAUUACCGCAAUUGAUAAUAUUCGAACCUGUAUCUUCUGCAUGCCACAAACUCCGACGACCCUACUUUAUUAAACAAGUAUUCUGUAUAUGCCUAGCCUCAGUGUAGAUAUGUGCUGCAACAUUAACACGAGCCUGUGCAAAGCGUGAAUACAUAGCUUGUCGAGCAUUACAAGCUCCAGUUCAGUCGAUAUCUAUUCCUGAGAAUCUUUCACAGGUUAAAGGUGCGAAUGGAAAUACCAAGCUCCAGGGUAACUGUGUAGGCGGUAACGAGGCUCUGCCGAGUUACCGCAAAAUAGUU
This is a messenger RNA of Mercenaria mercenaria, 8291 nucleotides long. RefSeq lists its product as uncharacterized. Lineage: Eukaryota; Metazoa; Mollusca; Bivalvia; Venerida; Veneridae. Gene Ontology annotation, molecular function: chitin binding. The coding region runs from base 444 to 6263 and encodes 1939 amino acids. The record is from RefSeq and is a predicted model, not a curated record. The transcript has 21 exons.